Trichosurus vulpecula (common brushtail) is the source of this 496-nucleotide messenger RNA. Its product is annotated as zinc finger protein 90 homolog. The coding region runs from base 56 to 496 and encodes 146 amino acids. The record is from RefSeq and is a predicted model, not a curated record. The transcript has 5 exons. Lineage: Eukaryota; Metazoa; Chordata; Mammalia; Diprotodontia; Phalangeridae. Gene Ontology annotation, biological process: regulation of DNA-templated transcription.
CUCACCGGAAGUCGGUCCUUUCCCCGUUGUUCUGCGGCUGCUGCUAGUGUCCGUCAUGGCUCGGGGGCCGGACCGCGGGGGACCCUGGGGCGGGAGUGAGCUAGCUCUGCUCGUGGAUGCCCAGCCUUCCCUGAGAGGUGGGAACACUGAGGAAGAGACAAUGGCCCCUGUACUCCUGACAGCUGGAGCCCCCCAGGAAUUGGUGACAUUCAAGGAUGUGACCGUGGACUUCACCUGGGAGGAGUGGGAGUGCCUGCAGCCCUCUCAAAAGAAAUUGUACCGGGAUGUGACACUGGAGAACUACAGAAACCUGGUUGGCCUGGGUCUUGAGUUUUCCAAACCACAUGUGAUCUAUCAGCUGGAGCAUGGGGAAGCACCUUGGAAGCCGGAGGAAGACAUCCCCAGGGCAAGCCAUCCAGCCGGCAUCUCAGUGGCUGCUGUGAGUCCUUGUUUCAUGUUUGGAGGGGCUCCUGCUCGGCGUAUUGAGGCUGAGUGA